CCUAAGUCCUUUCCUCGAUCCACAGCUAUCAUCCUUAGUGACGUCACAAGCAAAGCUUGCAGCCGCAUAGUCUGGCGUCGCGGUCGCAUUUCACCACGGCGUCGCGCGCCAGCCGUGCACAGAUAAAAUUCCUGCGGUUCAGUUCUGGUGCGUGAGGAGGCCGCGAAGGAAAACUCGCGACGUUGACGGUGGCGUUCGCGCGGAAAUGCUCCACUUUCCAGACGGAAAAUGCGAACGGAGUUGUUGCUUCAGCCGGCGUCCUCUUCUUCGUUGUUUUUGUAGGAAGUGAGACGUUUGGAUUAUGAUGAUUAUCUUCGCCAUUCCGGUGGUGUGGAUCCUUCUUGUGAGUACAGUCGAUGGAUCCCAAGACACAAUAACGAGGUACAUCUGCCCAAAAAACUUCCACCUGGUAGGAAAGCAAUGCUACCACUUCAGCGAUUAUGUGGAGCAGUGGGCUUUUUCUCACUUCUACUGCCAACUAUUGAACAGCUCCUUGGUAAAAAUUGAAACCAACAGAGAACAGAAGCUACUUAGAGACUUCGUUAGUUUUCAUAACCAGCCAGCAUUCAACAAGAGCGAAAGAUGGAUAGACGGCACGUACGACUGGAAACAGGGCAAAUGGAAAUGGGGUUCUACUGGGGAACUUGUGAUGGACACACCCUUCACCAAGAGAAAUAUUGGAGAAGACUUCAAAUGGAGUUGCAUAGCGCUAGACGGAAACAGAAAGAACAAGUUAGUUGUCUUCUUAGGUGGAGUGCAAGAAAAUGCAUAGAGAAAAAACCAUUCAUAUGUGAAACUCCGUCAAACAUAUACGUAGAGUUUAGACUUUACGACAAAAAGAAGAAGAAAUUUAAUAUCACAAAGUGUACCAGUGGAAAGCCAUUGAGUAUCCAAGAAGAAAGGAAAUGUACGAAAUUACUCGGAACCCCUGGUAACAACGAACCUGCAAAUCUAGUGCAGAAACCAAGUCCAACGAAACCGACGAGAAGGAACAUCGACACUUGGGUCUGUCCACCACUCAUGGUGUCUUUGGGUAACAGAUGCUAUUCGUUCAGCGACAAGGAAGCCACUUUCGAAGAAGCCCACUUUGAAUGCAGGAAGAAUAAGUCAAAGUUGGCCAUAAUAAGAAAUAAGGCUCAAGAUGACAACCUCAGGAGGUUUCUGAACAACUUCAUAGAGAAACAGCCUAGAUGGAUUGGAGCUCUGUACGACUGGAAGUCUGAUAAGUGGAAAUGGGCCUUAACAGGCCAACCACUAACUUACAAUGGUAUUCCUGCGUCAGUGCUCAGAAACACGCCCCCAGAAGCUUUUGAGUGGAAAGCUAUCUUUAUGGAUCCCAAGAUGGACAACCAGUGGAAUACUGAUAGCCAGACGAAAAAGAAGCGAUUCAUAUGCCAGGUGAAAGCGAAAGCUGUGAAGAAGUUUGGGCGUGGCCUCCUGAGACCGCCACAAGCAACGAUCAGAAUAAUUCCGCAGUCUCGAUCAUAGGACAUUUUGAAUGAUUCGUGUGGUCUUACGUGAAAUUGUUGUGGAAAUAUGUGUUUUGUUUGUAAGAUCUAUUAGUCACCACAGGGAUCAUGUAUUUGCUCCAAAGAUUUAUUUAAAGUUAUUUUAAUGUUUGAGCUAUAUCUUUUAUCACAUAUAUCACCAAGUUUCGUACAGGGAUCUUUACUUAGAUCGAAGACCGAUUUAUAUUGCAGCUAUUGCUUAUCAAUGUCAGAAAGAUAUGACCUGAUUCCUUUGCAGCUGUAACGUUGACAUAAAAGGUGACUAAAAUACUAGCAAUAGUAUUAAUCUGUGGAUUAUUAUCCAACUUGUCUCGAGUAUAGUAUCUGUAAUCAUGAAACUGCCUUACCAAUAUUCUGCCUUUAUAUGUAGCAUACAUUUUAGGUGGAGAAAAUGCUUUUAUAUGUGUAUAGUUGUAUAAAGAUUUAUAUUUAUUACCAGUAAUUAGAUUUACCUGCUUAGAUUUUGUAUACUUAGCAACCAGUUAAUAGGUAUUUGUACCAAGAUAUCAAUAAAACACACACUGUACAAUAACAACUUUAUUGACUUUUAAUCAAAGUGGUAUCGGUAAUCGUAUAAAAAGCAAGAACAAG
Messenger RNA from Acanthoscelides obtectus, 2099 nucleotides. NCBI's taxonomy places the organism in Eukaryota, Metazoa, Arthropoda, Insecta, Coleoptera, Chrysomelidae. The record is from the annotation of a GenBank genome assembly.